AUGCCCGGGCCACCUUCUUCUGCCGCUUCGAGGUCGAGCUCUCAUGUCUGGAAUCCGGCUCUCAUUGACAGUUCGAACGAGAGACUUCCUGGAACCCCUGCUGCCAGUGCUUCUUCUCGGAAUACGCACAUUCAGACGCCGCAAAGCGCAUUGGAUACGCACUUCCCGUCAGAGCCUCUGCGUCAUCACCCCGGAAACCAACAAGACGCCGGGUUUGACGCGAGUGCUGGCCCCGUCUACCCUGACCAAGCGGAUGCUCGGGCGCAUAACGCACUAUUUGACCUGCCUGUACAUUCAUCUCUACACGCGCAAGACAGUGGCAUAGGUGUCCAUGCAUCGCAAAAUGGUGUUUACCCGCCCAGCAAAGUGAACUCACGCGUGGACGCCACGAAACCUUCUCCCGAACUUUCCCGCUCCUGGGAUGGCGCGCUCAAGUUCUUCUUCACGCGCGCUGGGUUAACCCAAACAAUGCAAGGGUUUGGAGGCGACAUGCUCGUGAUGAAUCCCGCUUUUGAGAGGAACGAAUUACCGAGUGCCCUUGAGGAUCUCAAGCAAAUGCUAUACCGAAUGACCGGACCAUCCCCGUCUGAUAUCGAGGUCCCAGCAUUGGACAGGCGAAAGCUCGACUUCGUUCGGCACUCAGCUGAUACGGAAAUACUGACGCCAGGUUCGAUGAACGGAUCUAUAUCUCUCCUUCUAUCUCGUAAACGCGCACGCAAUGAUGCAUCUAAUCAAUCAGAGUUCAUCGUCAAUAAGCGUCAACGUCUAGACAGCAGGGAGAGCGCAACGACAGCAAGAGUGGAUGCCAAGACUGUUGACAGGGAGGCGAUGAUGAAAUUCGACAUCGCGAAGAACGACGAAGGUCCAUUGAGGCGAACAGUCCAAUCACCCUCUGCUGCAAAGGACGAGGACAAGGACAGGCCUUAUUUGACUGGUAUGGCUGCGGAUGCGUCUGAUAGGUUGCACUCGGGGCUAGACGAACGUCUCAAGAACUUGGAGGAGCACUUAGCCAUGCGUUAUGUACCUUCGGCGCCUGUAGCGCUUUCGACUCGAUUGCAACUUAUUGAAGAGCAUAUCAUCAACCUGGAACGCGAAUACCCCCCUUGGGCGGCCUUGCACUUCAAUCAACCUCGCCGCGGCUGGCCUGCGCCGCCUCGCCCAACACCAGUCAUUGUAUCGUCACACCUCACUUCAACAGCCGCUCAGAGGGAAUUCUCUGCAUCAUUGCACCAGGAUGCCCAAUCUUCACCCCUUUCGGAAGCUCCCGUGUCGAGAGAAACGAAAGGAAAGGGUCGCGCUCAAUCUAGCCUUCAACGGGCCGUUCUUGAAAAGCUGGAGGUACAAAAAGCGAUGAAUGACAUGAAGGGGCCAACCAGCUGA
Messenger RNA from Peniophora sp. CBMAI 1063, 1380 nucleotides. Lineage: Eukaryota; Fungi; Basidiomycota; Agaricomycetes; Russulales; Peniophoraceae. The record is from the annotation of a GenBank genome assembly.